Messenger RNA from Yamadazyma jaroonii, 477 nucleotides. The record is from the annotation of a GenBank genome assembly. Lineage: Eukaryota; Fungi; Ascomycota; Pichiomycetes; Serinales; Debaryomycetaceae.
AUGUCAGAAACAGAUAGUAAUGUUGAAGAUUUGUAUUUAGAAUCUUAUGCUUUCACCACAGCUGCUGCCAUUGUAGGAUCAGUAGAUAGAAAGAUCUUUGUAUUAUUAAGAGACGGAAGAAACUUGUUUGGAGUUUUAAGAACUUUUGAUCAAUUUGCUAAUUUAGUAUUACAAGAUACCAUUGAAAGAAUAUAUCUCGGAAGUGAAGGUAGUGAUGACUUGAGUAAACCAGAAAGAUUUGGUGAAGCCUAUAGAGGAGUGUUUAUGGUUAGAGGAGAAAACGUUGUAAUGAUGGGAGAAGUUGAUAUUGAUCACGAAGAUGAACACUUGGAAGUUUUAUCCCAAAUACCUUUUGAAGUAGCAGAAAAGGAAUUAAAAUCAAUCCACAAACAAAAGAUGAAAUUUGAAAAAGCUAAAACCAAAAAAUUAUUAUCCAAGGGUCUUAUUAAUGAUUUUGCUAAAUCUGAUUUAUAUUAG